GGUUGCUAAGGCGACGCGAAGCAGCUGGCCCAGCUUUUCAGAGUUUCAUAGAAGUUCUCAGUGCCACCUUCUGUGAUGUCAUCCCCCAAAGGAAGUCGAGCCCAGAAGAUGAGGCUGCCCGUUUUUACACAAAAGGGGCCUCUGGAGGUGCCAUCCCCAACAGAGAAGGACUGGUCUAAAGAUGAUGAAGAGGAUUAUGUAUUCAAGGACCCAGAUGAGGAGCUAGAUUCCCUGCCUCAGCCUUAUCGAAUGAUCAACAAGCUGGUGAACCUUCUGUUUGACCGGUCGUGGGAAGUUAUUGAGGAGAGGGACACAUUGAGGAAAUCUGAGCUCAGCUGGAUCCAGCCCACCAUCUACCCUCCACUUGUAGAAAGCAAGCUCAACAACAUGCCGAAUUGUAUGGCUGUUUCCCAAGACUAUGUGUUUAUUGGAGGAGCCAAAGGAUUCUCCAUCUAUAAUCUCUACAAUGCUAAACAAGUAUAUGUUUGGGAGAAACUUAAGGUUGAUGUCACUUCCAUCUGGGCCACAGAUUUGGGGAGUGAAAUACUUAUUGCUCCUGUGGAUGAAAUGGGUAUCAUUAGACUGUUUUAUCUUUAUAAGGAUGGUCUUUUCCUAAUCAAAGCCAUUAAUGAAGUGGAUGACACCAGCAAGCAAACCACCUGUAUAAAGAUGGAGAUUUCUCAAGGAGGGGACUUUGCAGCCUUCCUCCUACAAGGAGCGGGAGACAUUUGGCUGGAUGUGUAUAAAUUGCCCAAGGAGUCUUGGCUCAAGGAAGUGGAGCACCCCCAACUCACUAUAAAUCCAAAGAAAAAAGUCAGACAGCUGCAACUGAACACUCUUGAUCCCGUGACUUCAGAUAAUUCAGAAAUGGAUAUAAACAUUUGUUUUAGAGGAGAUGUUAAGUUGAGUCUUCCAGUUCACAUAAUGAAGAUCAAACCACCCAAACCAGUUACAGGUACCACAUUUAAAAGCCCCCUGGAAGUCUUUGCAAAGCUAGAGGACUGCUGGGGGCUGGGCUCCGGGCAGAGCCACUUCAUCAGGGAGAGGCAGUGGGAGCAGCAGGCAGCCAUCUUCACGGCCUCCUACAAGAAGUACCUGGAUGGGGAAUGGAACGAGGAGCCGCUCAGUAUGGCCACCUUCCAUUUCCUCCUUCCUAGCUGCAUAACUGCAAUGCCAGCGGACGUCAAGAGCCCCUCAGGGGUAGCCUGUGUCCUUGGCGUACACUGGACUGGAAGUCACAACUUCUUCCUCUAUUCACUUAACCGAACUCUGAAGGAUAAAGUUGACCCCGAGGGCGUGUGGCCCUGUGCUGCACCCAUCGCAGUCUCUCAGCUCGGCUGCUCAUCCUCCUUCCUGGUGCUGGCCUGCGAGGAUGGUGUGCUCACGCUGUGGGACCUGGCCGGAGGAUUCCCUCUCGGGGUCGUCGCUCUUCCUGAGGGGUGUUUCUGCCAAAGCGUUCACUUCCUAAGAUACUUCUUAGUGCAUGAAGGACGGAAUGUGUACCCCGAGGGUCCAGUGAAAUCCCAAAUGAAAUGUGUGGUGCUGUGCACAGAUGCUUCUCUCCACCUGGUGGCUGCCCAGGGCACUCAGGGACCCACCAGCAGUGUGCUUGUUGAGAGGCCUGCAAAGCACCUGGAUGAAGCCAUCUGUGCCGUGGCCCCCGUCCCAGCCUUACCUGGGAUGGUGCUGAUCUUUUCCAGGAAUGGCUGUGUGCACCUCAUGGAUGUGGCCAAGCCUCACAUCAUCUGUGCCUUUGCUCCCCCAAGAUCCUACCGUCUGGUGGUCCCGUGGACGCCAGUGUUUGUUGUGUCUUCACACCGCCCAUGUUUCCUGCUCCGAGGAGACCAUCCAGAUGAAAUUGAAUCCACCGAAGACGACAAGAACAUCCAAAAUUCUGUUUUCUAUUUUAAUUUUGAGGCCUACCCACUCCUGGAAAACAUCUCAGGAAAUUGCACCGUUCCUCAACCUGACUUCACAGAUAACGUGGCCUUCUCCCAGGGGUUGCCCUUGGAGAAAAGAUGCGAUGUAGUUUCAGUGAAAAAAGCAGGGUGCACAACAGUGCGUUGCACGCUUUCAUUUAAGUAUAAAAAAAAGAUAAUCUAUGCUUGUACGUGUGUGAACAAUUUUCAAGGACUCGCAAGGAGCUGUUGAUUACAGUUGCUUUGGGAUCAGAAAAUAAGGAUCUGAGGUGAGGGG
Ceratotherium simum simum (southern white rhinoceros) is the source of this 2196-nucleotide messenger RNA. It is a transcript of the gene WDR93, whose product is annotated as WD repeat domain 93. Gene Ontology annotation, molecular function: protein binding. Gene Ontology annotation, cellular component: respiratory chain complex I. Gene Ontology annotation, biological process: electron transport chain. Lineage: Eukaryota; Metazoa; Chordata; Mammalia; Perissodactyla; Rhinocerotidae. The record is from RefSeq and is a predicted model, not a curated record.